UAAAUUUUUAACCAAAAAUAAAAUGUAUAUUAUUGUAUUGGUUGGAGAGAAAAGUGGUUUGUAGGCCAAAAGGCAGGGAUAAAUCUUGUGAAAGGUAAAAUAUUAUGAUGUGAAACACAAUUCCCAGAGACUUGGUUAAACCAAAAAACCGAAAUUCAGUAGAAAAUUCCAAAGUGGAGAGGGGCGCAGCUUAUGCGACGACGCAACCCCGCGCACAUUAGCGUCCGUCAUGACCAGAAGGAGUCCCCUAGGGCACCUAUCGUCUUCCCUACAAGUGUAGAAUUCCUCUUUGUUUUCCUUCACCCCAGCCGUCGGAGCAGUUAGCCUUUGCUCGCCGGACCACUUCUCUCUGCAGGCUACCACCGCCUCUCGAAGCUCUCUCUCAUCUCCAAGGGAAUCGGGGUUUUGAAUCAAUGGUGAAGCCUACAAGGAGUCAUCAGGAAGAGGAGGAAGACGACGAUGAAGACAUCAUUGCUAGGAACGACCCCUCUUCGCAAAAAGGGGAUUUAGCGAUGAGGGCAGACGGGAGAAGUGUCGAUCAAAAGGUCAGCGCGCACCGGUCUAAGCAUUCGGCGACGGAGCAGCGCCGGAGGAGCAAGAUUAAUGAGAGAUUUCAGAUUUUAAGAGAUCUCAUUCCUCAAAAUGACCAGAAAAGAGAUAAGGCUUCAUUUUUAUUAGAGGUCAUAGAAUACAUUCAGUUUUUACAAGAAAAGUUACAUAUGUAUGAGGGAUCAUACCAAGGAUGGAGUCAGGAACCCACAAAGUUGAUGCCAUGGGUAAAUAAUCCUAAUAUUGAUAGAAAUCGUGGGCCUGUAGAAAAUUUUAUGGAUCAUUCUCAAGUCAUAAAGAAUGGCUCUGGUCAUGAGAAUAAUGUUGCUGUCAGCCCUGCAACCCUUGUGAAUGCACAAAACCCAGUGGAAUCCGACUUUGGCACUGCUGCUGCAUAUAAUGUAAUGGAUAAUACCCCUGGGCCAGCAAGUCAAGCAGUUCCCCUGAACAUGCCACUGCAAACUAAUAUGUUCACUCAUGUUGGGAGGAGUGACAUACCUGCACAGUCAUUGCAUGGAUCUGUUUCUGAUGUUGAGAACAUUGCUUCCCAGCCCUUACCUCACUUCUCCCACGGUAGACCAUGUACAACUGACUGUGCUGUCCCAAGCAAUACAGUGAAUGAGCAAGAGGAGCUGACAAUUGAAAGUGGAACAGUUAGCAUCUCAAGUGCCUACUCUCAAGGGUUGUUGAAUUCACUAACCCAGGCGCUGCAAUCUUCCGGCGUGGAUUUGUCACAGGCUAGUAUCUCAGUACAGAUUGAUAUUGGGAAACGAGCAAAUAAAGGACUGAAUGCAACAACAUCAAAUGCAAAGGAUUAUGAAAACCCAUCUCCUAGUAAUCGAACAAUGGCACAUUCGGGGUUUAGGAGCAGCAGUGAGGAUUCUGAUCAAGCUCACAAGAGGCUCAGAACAGACACAAGCUAGUAUCAUUAUAAGCUUCUUUUUCCCUUUUCCUUUCCAUUGUCUAUUUUUUUGUUUUUAAUUUCAUUUUAAAAUUUUGUUUGUGGCUUGGGGGAAAGAAAAGAAAAAGAAAGGGUUAUGAGGUAGGCAUAAGAUGGUCCACAAACAACUUGGUUCAGACCAAAUGUACAUGUUUAGCUCAUGGUUUGCCAGGAAGCAUUGAUUCUCCUUGGAAGAAUCCUUGUUCAGUGUUCUUUUAGUUUGGUACUAUGUUAUUUCAGAUAUAGAGGCUUCCAUGCAGAUAUUGAGAAGCUGCUUUUCUAUCCUUGCUAA
This is a messenger RNA of Vitis riparia (riverbank grape), 1781 nucleotides long. RefSeq names its product transcription factor BIM2-like. The transcript has 8 exons. The record is from RefSeq and is a predicted model, not a curated record. Lineage: Eukaryota; Viridiplantae; Streptophyta; Magnoliopsida; Vitales; Vitaceae. Bases 414 to 1472 code for a protein of 352 amino acids. Gene Ontology annotation, molecular function: protein dimerization activity; DNA-binding transcription factor activity. Gene Ontology annotation, biological process: DNA-templated transcription.